AGUUUGCCCACCCCUAGGGCCUGCCUUGUGCAGCCGCAGUAGCCAGCUUGAGGAGGCGUCAACCAUCCACAGCCUCGCGCAGACACAGGACCACGCGGAGGGGUGUCUAAUGGCCACAGCCUCACGCAGGCGCAGUAGCAUGCCCAGGGGGUGGCUAACGGGCCACAGCCUUUGCAGGCGCAGUACCGUCCGGAGUGGGUGGCCAACGGCCCACAGCCUCGCGCAGGCGCAGUACCGUCUCGAGGGGGUGUCUAACGGCCACGGCCUCCGCAGGCGCAGUAGCAGGCUGAGGGGGUGUCUAACGGCCACGGCCUCACGCAGGCGCAGUGGCAGGCUGAGGAGGUGUCUAACGGCCACGGCCUCCCCAGGCGCAGUAGCAGGCUGAGGGGGUGGCCAGGAUCACAAGCGCCCUUCCUUCAGGCCUCAAUCCUUGCCUGCCGCAUUCCUCCAUUCUCUCCCCUCACCUUGUGAGUGACUGGCCAUGGGCUGGGCUGUGGGCGUCUGCUGGGCCAGCCGGAGAGUGGGCGCUGCGAGAGCGCGUUUCCUGAGUGCGGGGAUGGCGCCGGGUCCCCGCCAGCCUGCUGGCGUCCCACUCGGGGGUCCUUGCUCUGUUACCCCCGUGUCUAGGAUGGCGACUGUCCAGGGUGAGCUUAUAAAGAAUUUAACUUCAAAGGAGAGCGUUCCUCGUAAUAAGAUCUCCAUCAUAGGAUCCGGGUCGGUUGGCCUGGCCUGCGCCAUCAGCAUCCUGCUGCGCGGCCUGAGUGACGAGCUCGCCCUGGUGGAUGUGGCCGAAGGCAAGCUGAGGGGCGAGAUGCUGGACCUCCAACACGGCAGUCUUUUCGUGAAAAUGCCCAAAAUCGUUUCCAGCAAAGAUUACCAAGUCACGGCCAACUCCCGCCUGGUGAUCAUCACGGCGGGUGCGCGCCAGAAAAAGGGAGAGACGCGCCUCGACCUCGUCCAGCGCAACCUGGCCAUCUUCAGGCUGAUGAUUUCUGACAUCAUGAUGCACAGUCCGAACUGCAAGGUGAUCAUCGUUUCCAACCCGGUGGAUAUCUUAACUUACGUCACCUGGAAGCUGAGCGGAAUUCCCCAGAACCGCGUGAUCGGAAGCGGCUGCAAUUUGGACACCGCCCGUUUCCGGUUCCUGAUCGGCCAGAAGCUCGGCCUCCACGCCGAAAGCUGCCACGGGUGGGUGCUGGGCGAGCACGGGGACUCGUGCGUCCCGGUGUGGAGUGGCGUCAACGUCGCGGGCGUCCCGCUGAGGGACCUGAACGCGCAGCUAGGGACCGACCAGGACCCCGAGCGCUGGAAAGAUGUCCACAAGGAGGUGGUCGCUAGCCCCUACGAGAUCAUCAAAACGAAAGGCUACACCUCCUGGGCCAUCGGCCUUUCCGUGGCUGACCUGGCGGAAAGUGUUCUGCGGGACCUUCGGAGAGUGCAUCCGGUGUCCACCAUCGUGAAGGGUCUCUACGGCAUCCGCGAGGAGGUGGCCCUCAGUGUCCCCUGUGUCCUGGGCGGGGACGGGAUCGCAGGCCUGAUCCAGGUGAAGCUGACCCCCGAGGAGGAGGCCCGCCUGAAGAAGAGCGCGGAGACGCUGUGGGAGGUCCUGCGGGCCCUGGACGUGUGAGCCCCACGGAAGCACCUGCUGAGGGUGCGCACGAAGAGACCGUCCUUACGGUGUCACUUAGAGUCCCACACGGUGCAAAAGGAAGGGGGUAGAGCGACUGAUGGCCCAGUUUGUUUAGCCCCCCAGCUCUGUUGUUUAACUUCCAGGUUUUGAGUUUUUUAACAGUUCCUAAGUGAGUGCAUCAAAGGUUUUUGUUUGUUUGUUUUUUCUAUCACUAAUACACCAAUACUUACCUUGAAUUUAUAUGUAGUUGCCAUUUGGUCCAAAAGAAUGUGGGGUGUAGGUGUUUAUUGUGUUGUAGAAAUUUAUUCUUUUCAUUAAGUACAUGUUCAUUCUUUCAUUCUGACUAGCUUAUGUACUAUUUUUAAAGUUAUAGCUUUCUCUGCAGUGAAAAAUAAACGUACAGAGGUA
Molecule: messenger RNA, 2038 nt
Organism: Myotis brandtii (Brandt's bat)
Lineage: Eukaryota; Metazoa; Chordata; Mammalia; Chiroptera; Vespertilionidae
Gene: LDHAL6B
Product: lactate dehydrogenase A-like 6B
Exons: 1
Coding region: 482-1627 (381 amino acids)
Biological process (GO): carboxylic acid metabolic process
Cellular component (GO): cytoplasm
Molecular function (GO): L-lactate dehydrogenase (NAD+) activity
Source: RefSeq, a predicted model, not a curated record